This is a messenger RNA of Racocetra fulgida, 132 nucleotides long. Lineage: Eukaryota; Fungi; Glomeromycota; Glomeromycetes; Diversisporales; Gigasporaceae. The record is from the annotation of a GenBank genome assembly.
AUUCAAGUAAUUCUUUGGAUCAAGUUUCUGACCCAUCUAUUCAAUCUAAUACAGAUGAAUAUUUAUCUCGAGAAGAAUUUAAGUAUCUCAAAACAUUAGGUUUAAUAGAAAAUGAUGCUGUAUUAGAUACUG